ACUAAGUCAUUGUGACCAAUCCGAAGUUUUGCCUUGCAACAAGGCUGUUUUGUUGACACCAGGAUGGAUUGCGUUACACUUGGUCAACAGAAUCCUGGACUUUAUUCUGUUGAUAACAAACCUGAUGAAGUUUUGCCCCGCUCUGUUGCAUGCUCAUCCUAACUUUUCUUUAAUUGGAGCUAAUGGUGACUAAUAGAAGCGAUUGGAGAGGAUGUGUUGAGCAUAAAGCUCUUUGUAAAACGCAUAUUUGUGGAUGCUAAGUAGCUUAGCAGACCCAGCCUGCGUGCCAGACUCCUUGGGGGAGCUUCAAUGUGUUGCCAUGCAACUGAAAUCUGCCGAAGGCCUUCAGAAUCCCGAGUCCUGCCGUCGAAACAACACCAACAUAUUAUUGAAAUGGGUAUGGAUAAUUAUAGCAAUUUCAUUAUAGAUUCACCACUCCGUCCUUGGUGGCUACCCUUCAUAUUGCUAUAUCUUAAUAUGUGCACCAAAAGAUUGAUUUGCAGGGGAAGAAGAUGCCAGACCAGAUUAAAAAUGUAUUUUUAGGGCACAUUUUUCCCAAAAAAAUACAAUCAAAUAAAUAAAAAUCUAUUCAGGUUAGGAUGAGGCAGCAUCUCCCGUAAUCCAUCCCCCCCGCUUGCCUGCUUUCUUGCUUGGACACACGCACGUCCAAACAAAGAUGACAUCACUGCACACUCAAACGUGACUCAGAGGCCAGCCAGUGGACCGCGAGCUCGCCCCCACGCACACGCAUACACCCAUCUGUCCAAUCCCCCCUCCCCUCCCAUCCCCAAGGCCGCCCAGGGACUCACCCAGCUGGGGUGAUGAUGAUGAGAAUGAUGAAGGCCUGCAGACAACAAGCAAAGCAUGUCACAGUCACAGUGAAUUAACGGCACGCUCUUGGGUGGCGUGCGGGGAUCAAACGGCGGCUCGUGCCACGCAAACUGCUGUGUCAUCAUCACAUAAAGUGCACCGAUAUGAAAACUGCAGCGACUGGGCGCGCACACACACAGAGAAUGGCGUAAUCUCGUGUUUCCCUUGUGUGCGAGUAAUCCUUAAUCCGGGAGUCACGGCGGGAAACCGACCAGUGAGCUGCCGAGUGAGGACUGUCUACAUAAUGGAAAGUAUGGACAUUGGACGAGCGGUGGUGUGGUGGUGGAGAGGAAGGAAGGGGGGCUUCGCUGUCAUCAUCCUCACAGUCAGCCAAUGGAGGGAGCAGGAAGAGAGAGACCCUUAUAAAGCUGAGCGGACCAUCGGCAUCCUCCUCCUCCUCCUCCUGGUCCUUUUACAAAGAUGCCGCGAUGGACGUGCUAAUGUGAGCGUCCGGCCCGGGAUUGAUUGCGCAAUGAUCGACCCCGUCGAACCCAGCGUGCCGGACGGCGCGGCGGAAGCGCCGUGCACCGUGUGCUGCUGCACGCGGACCAACAAAAUCCUCAUGGUGGUCUUCAUGGCGCUGCUGAUCUUGGCCAUCGUCUUUGGUAACCUUCUGACCUUGGCGGUGGUCUUAGGGACCAAGCGCUUCCGCACUCCGCAGGGUUACCUGAAGGCCUCGCUAGCCGCGGCCGACCUAGCGGUGGGCGUCUUCGUGGUGCCGCUAUCCGUCUACGCCGAACUCCAACUCAUGGCUGGCGAUUCUGCGCCCGAGUGGACCGCGUCCAACUCUCGCUCGAUGAGCGUCCACCCUUGCGCUGUGAUGGGACCCAUCUUCGCCGGCUGCACGUUGGUGUCCAUCACCACCAUCUUCUUAAUGAGCAUCGAGCGGAGCAUCGCCGUGCUGAGGCCGCUGCAUAAGGACUCGGUGAUCACUCGCAAACGGACCAGCAUCCUUAUCGCCUUGUCCUGGCUGGGGAGCUUCUUCCUCGCCGUGUCGCCGUUGCUCUUCAGUCGCGAGAUCGUCCUGGAGUACAACACCUGCAGCCGCAUGUGCAACUACGCCUUGGGAACCAUCGGCGAGUUCCCGUCGCAGGCCUGGAACAUCUUGCUGCUUUUCCCGGCUUUCGAUUUCACCCUGCUGGGCGGGACGGUGGCCAUCAACAUCAUCUCGCUGUCCAGCAUCCGUCAGCACUCCAAGCGCAGGAAGCACCUAGCCGAGACGGAGUGCCAGAAAGCUAGCAAGCCCACCUUCUCCGACAUCAAAGCGGCUAAGACCAUCGGGACGCUGACGGUGGCCUUCACCGCUUCCUUCACCCCCAUUGCCGUUUUUGUGGUAGGCAACGUUCUGGGCAACGAGUGGUGCAACUUCUCCUUCUUCGCCUUUUGGAUUUUGGCCAGCAACAGCUGCUGCAACGUGAUCAUCUACAGCGUGCGCGAUCACAAGUUCCGGCUGUGUGCGCAGAAGUUGCUCUUGAGAGACGCCAACAAAAGCUCGAGACGGACUUGAGUUUUCUUCUUCAUUUUUUGGGUCAAGUAUGAAUGUCAGUCAGGUGGAGUGCUAAAGUGACAUCUUGACGAGAUUCCAAUUCAGACUUGGGAUUUUUCGUUACCUUGUGGUCAAAGGGUCGUUGAUGAUGGUCCGGGUUGGCUACUCUAACCCAAAGUUGUUAAUGGGUCUGUGCAAUCAGUUGUUGGGUCAAAUUGUUAACAGGGUGUUGGUUAAUUGUUAGAAUGGAGGACGAAACCUAAACUUAACCGUCUUUGUUGCGAGCCCUGCUAACUCCCCGUUACCACCUCCGACUUCAACCUACCACGUCUAACUCCCAUUCCCCAUCCCUCCUUGCUUCCUUGCAUCCUCCUUCCUUGCUAACCCCGAAGGAGGCUCGUCUUGUUCUCUGUGAAGCUGUGCUUGAAAUGGUUUUGUCAUCUGAGCUCAAUAAUAAUAAUAAUAAUAAUAAAAAAAGGGUGUUACAGA
Messenger RNA from Syngnathus acus (greater pipefish), 2845 nucleotides. Its product is annotated as beta-2 adrenergic receptor. The record is from RefSeq and is a predicted model, not a curated record. The coding region runs from base 1115 to 2377 and encodes 420 amino acids. Gene Ontology annotation, biological process: G protein-coupled receptor signaling pathway, coupled to cyclic nucleotide second messenger; chemical synaptic transmission. Gene Ontology annotation, molecular function: neurotransmitter receptor activity; G protein-coupled serotonin receptor activity; trace-amine receptor activity. Lineage: Eukaryota; Metazoa; Chordata; Actinopteri; Syngnathiformes; Syngnathidae. Gene Ontology annotation, cellular component: membrane; dendrite. The transcript has 5 exons.